Messenger RNA from Solanum verrucosum, 907 nucleotides. RefSeq lists its product as uncharacterized. NCBI's taxonomy places the organism in Eukaryota, Viridiplantae, Streptophyta, Magnoliopsida, Solanales, Solanaceae. The record is from RefSeq and is a predicted model, not a curated record. The coding region runs from base 203 to 727 and encodes 174 amino acids. The transcript is spliced from 3 exons.
UAAUUCCCCUUUUCUUUUCUUUUUCAAAAUAUUUCUUCAAUUCCCUUUAGGACAGUCAAACCCUACCUACCCUAAAAACCCCACACCCCCUUUCUGCUUCUCUUUCCAGAAAGUUUUGAUUUUGGGAUUUUGGUUUUCUUGAACUCUCUGUUUCUUUUUGUCUUUGCAUUUUUUGGGUUGUUUUGUUUUAGGGGGAGUAAAAAUGGAGGUUAGUUUGAGGUCUGAUGUAGCUGUUUUUGGAAGAAUGGUGGUGGGGUCUGUUCUUGAAGCUGUAGUUGCUGAGACCCUUUUGGCUGCUCAGAGAUCUGUUGCUUCUUUGCUCAUUGUGGCAGGAAUUAUGCUCAAGGAUGCUGAUGCAUUGCCAGAGCUGAUAGGCACUGAUAAAAGGUUUCCAUUCGAGGAGCUGCAUAAAACAGACAAAGCUGGACCUGAGAACAAAGAUGGUAGCGACACAGAGGACGAUGAUGAAGAUGAUGAUGGAGAAGCUGAUGAUCAGGAUGACGAUGAUGCUGAUGAUGAAGACUUUGCAGCUGAAGGAGGAGAUGAUGAUGAUGAAGAAGAAGCAGAUCCUGAAGACAAUCCAGCAUCUAACGGCAACGAAGGCAGCGAUGACGAAGACGAAGAUGAUGAUGAAGACGAUGAGGACGGGGAUGAUGAUGAUGAAGAGGAAGACGAUGAAGAAGAGGAGGAAGAGGAGGAUCAACCACCUGCCAAGAAGAAAAAAUAAACCAUUUCCUUGUUAUGUUUAUUCUGUUUUUCUUCCAUGCUUGUUUGGAGUAUGUAGUAGUAGUAGGAAGAGGGGGAAUUUUAGCUCUUCUGUUGGAAUUAAUCAUCCUUUUGCAGACCAAAUGAACUUCUUGUCACCCUAUUUGACUGUUAGUUAUGAUAUAUAUUCCAUUUAACCCUA